AUGGAGUUGAGUGCUGCAGGCUCUGCUGCUAGCCGUAUGCUGCAGCAGCAGCAGCAGCAGCAGCAGCAGCAGCGGGGUCCUCCUGUUGUUGUUGCUGCUACAGCUACUGUUAUAGAGGGAUUACAAGGGUUUUGGGGUAUUGCUGCAGCAGCAGCAGCACCAGCAGCAGCAGCAGCAGCAGUACGCUCAAUGCUGCGGCUGGUGCGGCUGUAUGUUGCUGCUGUUGCUGCAGCAGCACUUCCUCCUGGGCUUUGCGGUGUAUUGGCAGGUCUGCAUGCGUCUUCUUUAUCGAGCAGCAAGCCCCGCAGCAGCAGCAGCAAGCAGCAGCAGCAGCAGCAGCAGCAUACAAGUGCAGCAGCAGCAGCAGCAGCAGCAGCAACAGCAGCAGCAGCAGCAGCAAACACGAGACAGAACGAACCGCUGCUGCUGCUGGCAAGCCAUCAGCAGCAGCAGCAGCAGCAGCAGCAGCAGCAUUGGCCUCUAUAUAAACAUCUCAAGCAAGCCAUCAGCAGCAGCAGCAGCAGCAGCAGCAGCAGCAGCAGCAGCAGCAGCAGCAGCAUUGGCAGUAUCGGUAUUGAGAUGCGAGGAAGCAGCAACAACUGGCAACAGCAACAGCACCACCAUCAUCAUUAUCAUCACCAACAGCAGCAGCAACAGCAGCAGCAGCUGCAGCAGCAACAGCAGCAGCUGCUGCAGCAGCAGCUGCAGCCGCUGCUGCUGCUGGAGCUCGUGCAGCCCAUGAGCAAGCAGCAGAGCCCCGGGGCGCUGUGGGCACUCGCAGAGAAAGUUGCUGCUGUUGAGUCUGCUGCUGAGAUCAUCGUUUCUCUCGCGCUGCAGCUGCAGCAGCACGGGCUCCAUCAUGCUGCUGCUGCUGCUGCUGCUGCUGCUGCACCAACAGCAACUGCACCUGCAGCAACUGCAACAGCAGCAACAACACCUCUCACUAACGAACCCAACAUGAACCUUCAGCAGCAACAACAGCAGCAGCAGCAGCAGCAACACCACCACCAGCAGCAACAACACCACCAGCAGCAGCAACAUCACCAGCAGCAGCAGCAACAGCAGCAGCAACAGCAGCAGCAGCAGCAGCAGCAGCAGCAGCAGCAGCAGGAGUGUGUGUUGCUGGGUUUAUCUGCAUCAGAGCAUGAGGAAGCAAUCGACAGUGUUGCUGCAUGCAGCCUUUCUUUAUUUAAUUUACGUUCUUUAGUUUAUAGAGUUGCUGCUGCUGAUGUCUGCUGCAGCAGCUCAUUCAUUGCUGCUAUGCAGCGAGCAGCAACAGACACAGCAGCAGAUUGGUCUUCUUCUGCUGCUCCUGCUGCUGCUGCUGCUGCUGCUCCUGCUGCAGCAGCAGCAGCACCAGCAGCAGCAGGAGCAGCAGCAGUGCUGAUGUCUGCUGCAGCAGCUCAUUCAUUGCUGCUAUGCAGCGAGCAGCAACAGACACUAUGCAGCGAGCAGCAACAGACACAGCAGCAGAUUGGUCUUCUUCUGCUGCUCCCUGCUAUGCAGCGAGCAGCAACAGACACAGCAGCAGAUUGGUCUUCUUCUGCUGCUCCUGCUGCUGCUUAUGCUGCAGCAAUACGGCAGCAGCAAAGCGUACUAAGAGAUGUUUACUAUAGAGUGAGAUGCGCUGGGGGCGGCAGCAUCCCGCUGCUGCUGCAGCAGCAGCUGUGGCUGCAUAUAAAAAACCAAACCAUUGAGGAUGCUGCUGCUGCUUUCGUGCUGCUGCUGCUGCAGCUGCCUGUAGAUACACCACAAACAGGGUUUGCUGCUGCUGCUGCUGCUGAAGCUAUUAAAGAUAUCAUCAAAGAAGCAAUGCUGCAGUACCAAAAAGCUGCUGCUGCUGCUGCUGCUGCUGCUGCACAAGACCCAGCAGCAGCAGCAGCAACACCAGCAGCAGCAGCAGCAGCAGCAGCAGCAGCAGCAGCAGAAAGGCCGCUGGUUCCCCCCCUAGAUGUAGAUGAGAGAGACUAUGACGUUAUUGUUGAGGUCUCUUCUCGGUCUGCUGCUGAGCAGCAGCAGUGGUGCAUGCAGCAGCAGCAGCACAGCAGCAGCAAACUGCUGCUGCUGCAGCGGCUGCAGCAGCAACUGCUCGCUAGGCUGCAACAGCAGGGGCUGCUGCACCUCUAA
Molecule: messenger RNA, 2127 nt
Organism: Eimeria mitis
Lineage: Eukaryota; Apicomplexa; Conoidasida; Eucoccidiorida; Eimeriidae
Source: RefSeq, a predicted model, not a curated record